GUCGUUUUUAGGACUGCUGUUCUUCGAUCCACGCUUCUCUGUCUCCCGCUUGAAGGGCAUGCCGAGGAGUCACCACACAGCGGUCGACUACGGGCGUUGUCGUUUUAUUUGCGCAACGAAGAGGCGAAGCAAAUGCAGAGGGCUUCUUCAGAAGACUUAAAGAGAGAGGUUUUCAAAAAAAAAGUCUUCUCUUGGUGGAGCGAAUCCGGACAUCGUUGGCCAAGGCAGAGACAGCGUCAGAGGAAGACACCGCAAAGAGAAGGCGGAAGGGAGGCCGAAAAAGAGAGAGAGGAGAUGGACAGAGCGAAGACGAGGAGAUACGGAGAAAAAGAGGAGAGAGAAAAAGAGGAGACACAGAGAAGCGAUAGAGAGAGACACAGAGAGGCGAUAGAGAGGAGGGAAAGAGAAAGAGGGACAGGAAAAGGCCGGAAAUGCACACACAGAUGCAGAGAGAGGAAAAACGAAAGAGGCAAAAGCUGGACAGAUCGAGAAAACCGGAGAAGAAGGAAGAAGCGCCGGACAGAGGGAAAUGCCGGUGACAGAACACAACAAAAGAGGACCCUUUCGUUUCGCCGUGAAAAAGCCGACUAGCUGCGGAUCUCCGAGUGUUCAUUCUUGUACCCUUCGAGACAAUUAAAAUGAGAGAGAAAAAGGCGGAAAACGAGAAGAGAAAGGACGUUGCGGCAGAAAACGGAAGCGUUUCUUUCCUCGCUAUUGUUUCUCUGGACACUCGAGACAGCUGCCGAUUCAGGUUCAAGUGAACUAUACGCUGCAUGCGACUAUCGAUUGGUACGACGGCUGCAGACGCGAAAGCUGCAGUUUCUUCUUCGCCUUUUCCUCUGGACUGUUUCGCUUCCUGUUUGAAAGCGAGUCAUUUUCCUUCUCCCUCUUUCUGUGUCUCUUUCCUUCUUCUUCCCUCAACUCUUGACAGUACCGAGGCGGCUUGCAUGCAUGCGCUCGCGAAUUUUUCUCGCGUUGUUGAGACUUUGUCUUCUGCAGGUUUUUCCCUCCGCAGUGUUUCCCCAUUUGUCCCCUCUGCUGUCUCCUCCUUCAGUUGACUUCUUUCAUCGCAUUCGCCUUCAAGUGUCUGGCUCCUCCUCCUUCUGCUCUGUUCGUCUCUCGCGCCUCUUAUCUCCCUGCCGCUUCCUCACUUUUCAGGUCUCCAGUGUCCCUAUUUUUCGGCUCUCGCCUUUUCAAGAGCCUCGACAGUCGUCGUUCCUGCGAGCUUUCUGUCAUUUUAAAGAGGAACCACUCGUUCUUUUCAGUUCUUUCCCUUCGUUUGGUCCUCGACUCUUCUCGCUUCUCCUUUCCUCCUCCCAGGUGAGCCGUGUUUCUUCGUUCUUCCUGUGGUGAGGUUGAGUAUCCACUUUUCUUUCUCUUUUACUGGGAAGUCAGAGACAGAGAGAACAGGGAACAUCCGGUAGACGAAUCAGCAGAGUCCGUAUGGCCCUCCCGAGUCCCUCUUCUCUUCCUAGAUUACUUUUCUUCUCAUCUUCUCUUUUCCACUUCGUCUCCUACCGUUUUGCCUCUCUUUGUCCAUUCCUUGCGGAGACUCUACGCAACCUGUAGAGGCGCCGCCGCCGCAGAACGGCCUUCCUGGCUGCAGUCGUUCGUUUCGGACCUCCGCAUAUAAGGUGGACGACAAAACACUACAGAAAGAACGGGGAUGGACUUCCGGAGCGCUUCGGCAGACCACUGCCUCUGAGAUGACCUCUCUUUCUCUUCUUUCGAGAGACAGAAUAUCGCAGAGUACAAAACGAGGGGAUGCUUCCUCACGCGCGAUCCGAGCCUUGCCUCGCGAAUGACGGAGGGGCUUUCUGUGAGAGAGAUUGAGCCCCCAAUUUCGCUCCACGUGCAUGCAGUCACGCGCCCCAUAUACUCCCAUGCGGAGAAGGGAGAAAGCCAGAACUAGGUAAGGAGGACUCGCAUCUCCUUUCUGAAAAAUGACACCCAACUCGUCGCCAUUCUCGUCCGCCCUCUUCCUUUCCGGGGUGUUUUUCGGGACGCUUCUCGGUGCACAGCUGGCGCGCUACCGCUUGAAUCACCCAUCGUCGACCUCUUCUCGUUCUCUUUCUUCUCCUUCUUCUCCGUCUUCUCCUUCUUCUCCGUCUUCUCCGUCUUCUCCAUCUUCUGGUUCUCCUUUCUCCUCUCCGUCUCUUCAAGGCGUUCACAGCACUUUGCGGGGGUCUUCAAGGGGAGAGUUGGCCGCUCCUGUGUCUUCGGCAACGCGAGCUUCGGAGCACCAUAAACACGAGACGGAGGACGCGGAGAGAGCGACGAGAGACCGCCGAGGCGCGGAUCCGAACGGACUUCCUGCCUCGGCGCCCGACGAGGCCGGCAGCAUUAGUGAAGGAGACAGCAAAGGAGAGGAUACUGGAGGUGAUAGCUGGAUGGACCUGGCGAGCGAGCAGGGUGAGGAAGGGGAGAGCGACAGCCAGGAGACUGAGGCUGAGCGUAGACAGAGAGACCGUCUCGCGCGGGACUGUCUGAGAAGCCUGAGAGGAGAGACAGUCGAGCUUUCUCCUUCUCCGUGCCUAGUCCUGGAGGUGUGUAGUGACAGCGACGAGUCGAGACGCGCCUGCCACCGCCCCCGCUCUCCCGGUUUUCUCAGCGAUUUCGCUCGCCUGCUCUCCACAACCGUACGGGGGCUGCAUCGCACCCUUCCGGGGGCCUUCGCUGGCUCCUCGGACCUCGACGCGGAGACACCUGUGGGGACAGGGGAGAGCGAGGAGACACUCUUCCCCGUCUCGCUUCGGCUCCCGGACGCCUGGUGGGAUGAGACGGCCUCGUACGCCCAGCGCUUCAGCCGCCAAGUCCUGCUGCCUUCGUGGGGUCUUGCGGCUCAGAGACGCCUGCGGACAAGUUCAGUUUUGAUUGUGGGGUGCGGCGGCCUAGGCUGUCCAGCGGCUCUCUACCUUUGCGCCGGAGGCAUUGGUCGCCUUGGCCUCGUCGACGGGGACGACGUUGAAGUUUCAAACUUGCAGCGACAGGUCGCCCAUACGGAAGCUCGCGCGGGGUGGAAGAAAGUUCACUCGUUGCGCCACACGUGUCGGGCUGUCAACUCCCAGGUCGCCAUCGAGACGUACCCGUUCCACCUUUCGUGGGGAAAUGCUCUGAACUUGGUGCGGCGUUUUGACGUUAUCGUCGACGCGACUGACAAUCAACCUACCAGGUUUCUUCUCAACGAUGCCUGCGUCCUGGCAGGCAAGCCUCUCGUGUGCGGCAGCGCGCUGCGCUGGGAGGGCCAGCUCUGUGUGUACAACCUCGGUUUGUCUCCUGGGUCCACGGGCUCUCCCGCUUCAUCCAGUUCUCUCCGCUCGCCCUGCUACCGCUGUCUCCACCCCGUCCCGUCAGGAGACGCCGAGGCAGGGGCCUGCGACGUCCACGGCGUCAUUGGGCCUGCUCCCGGCGUCGUGGGCAUUCUUCAGGCGCUAGAGACGCUCAAAAUCUGCGGCGGAUUGACGCGUGGCGAGGCAUCGGCGCGUUUGCUGACCUUCGAUGGCCUCGACGUCGAUCGGCCCUUCCGGACAUUUCGCCUAAGGCGAAAACGAGAAGACUGUCAAUCGUGCGGCACAGGUCCUCAGCGCAUUACGUCUCUCACGCCGCGCCCCGAGUAUUCGGUGGUGUGCCCCUUUCCCGUCCUCGCCGAGCAUCAGAAGCUUUCCUCGACGCUCUUCAUGCUCAUGUUUUCUCUCCACCUGGUUCUCCACCGCCAACUAUCCUGUCUUCUUACUGGCAGCGUCGUGGCGGGCCUGCUGCUGCAUGCGCGGCUCCGGCCUUCCAGGGAUUCACAUGAGGGCGACGCGAGAGACGCCGGAGAAGCAGACGAAGUGAAAGGCCAGGGACAAGGCGACCGCGUCGAUGCUCAGGCUGGCUGUCUCGUCUUUCGGUCUGGUUCGGAGAAACAUCAUGAAUUCUCGUCUUUCUUUCCUUCAUUUCCUACGUUUUCUUGUCCCCAAACCGCAGCGGCGAAGGCUGCCUUCCGCGCCGUCGUUAUUGCUGCCACUGUGUGUGCUCGGGGCCUGAGAGAUGAAACCGAGGCCUUUCGGUUUGCUGGGGAAGCGGAGAAGCGGGGAGAGGCGGGGGUUCAGACCUCCGUGUCGAGGAGAGGGGAAAGCAAGGACACACCUGAGCCGGACGCGAGUUACUUGCUUUUGCCUAUUGAUGUUCGACCCUGCGUCCACGCAGAGGUUGGCCAACUCCCCUUCUCCCUUCACUUGCCGCUGCCGCAGUUGCAGAAGGAAGUAGAGAACAUCAGGAAGCUGGUCAGAGAGCAGACGGAAGAAGAGGGAGACGGAGAAACAGGGGGACUGGUAGAGGAGAGUGCGUGGGAAAACGGAGGGCCGGAAGCCGAGGAGCCGAGGCCGAACGCGCAGACACUUGCACAUCGUGAAAAGUGGACGAGAGCGAAGGCAGAUGACCGUAGCGAACGAGGGAGCAGAGCCCAGAAAGAGAGACAAGCGAACCCACGCACGCACGAUGUCGUGCAUAUGACACUGCUGCAGCGUUUCAUUCUCCAGCAGCUCCACCUUUCACUCUCUGAUUUUCGAGGCAGCAACACGCCAGCCCCACUGAGUCACAUCAUUUGUGUCCUGAUCUGUAGACGAGGGAACGAUAGUGCUAUUGCCACAAAACUCCUUGCGAGAUUAAACGAUGAGACAUGCAGUGUAAAAAUACGGAGAAACGGAAGUCACAAACAGGGAGAAACGGCGGGAGGAAGGAGUAACGCGUUUGAGGACACCCACUCAGAUGCAGAAGGGUCGUCUGGAGUUGCGGACAAGGCUGACGGAAAAGUGUGUGCCGGAGCACUGCGGACAGAGCACAGAAAGAAAGAGGGGGAAAGCUGUGAAGGGGGCAAACAAUCAGUUUGUGUAGACAGCAGAAUUGAGGAGGCAACAGGAAAACAACACGGAAAUUGGCGCGGCCACACAGGCGCAGGGAAGGAGGGCAAGAACAAGAGUGGUGAGAACGGCGCGAAAGAGGACACAGAGGGAUCGGACGAAGAGAUACAGAAAUUAAAAGACUUGAGUGCAGAGAGAACUGGAGGAAAGCGAGGGCAUGGACGAACGGGACCUGGAAGAAAAUUGGAGAAAUGCACUCAGAUUCGCAUUCCCCAGGUCUCUGUUUUCAAUCUCACCGGCGGCCUCCUGCAGCUCCAGAGGCAGGGAUUCCUCUCCAUGCCGAUUGUGUGAGGGACGAGGAAAGAUCAGCUAGCAAACGAUGUGAAAGAAUUUAUUUUUGAUUUGUGCGAUGAUCUGGCAUUUGCGUCUUUUUUCUGAUCAGUUGCCCGAAAAGAGUGCCUUCUUUCGUUGACGGGUGAACUGUGUUUUCUUCCGAAUGCAGCUGAUUUAUGCAGCUAGCAAACCAAUCGCCAUUCAGUGCGUGGACGUUCCCCGAAAAAUGUGACCUCCACCGUCUGCAUUGAAGAUCCUGUCACGUUGAACGAGAUCGCGUCGGUGGGGGCGUGGUCAGCGACUCUGUACUGCAUACCUCAAAGUGGAUAUACCACUACAACUCGGU
Messenger RNA from Toxoplasma gondii ME49, 5520 nucleotides. RefSeq names its product ThiF family protein. The record is from RefSeq and is a predicted model, not a curated record. Gene Ontology annotation, molecular function: URM1 activating enzyme activity; thiosulfate-cyanide sulfurtransferase activity; nucleotidyltransferase activity. Bases 1944 to 5192 code for a protein of 1082 amino acids. The transcript has 8 exons. Gene Ontology annotation, biological process: tRNA wobble position uridine thiolation; protein urmylation. Gene Ontology annotation, cellular component: cytoplasm. Lineage: Eukaryota; Apicomplexa; Conoidasida; Eucoccidiorida; Sarcocystidae.